Linum trigynum is the source of this 3973-nucleotide messenger RNA. NCBI's taxonomy places the organism in Eukaryota, Viridiplantae, Streptophyta, Magnoliopsida, Malpighiales, Linaceae. The record is from the annotation of a GenBank genome assembly.
GGAGAGGGAGACACGAUUUGAUCGUGGCCACCCGGGAGGAACGGUGGGUUUCGACAGGUACGAAUCGUAUCACCAGUCUCAUGAUGGGACUGACGGAUUAGUUUUCCGGGCCAAACCCUCAACCAUUGAAUUUCCAAAAUUCAAUGGUCAGAAGGAUGCAAGACUAUGGUUGUACGCAGCUGAGCGGUGGUUCAAAAACCACCCGAUACAGGAAGAGCGAAAGGCGCACCUGAACUCCUUUUACUUAGAAGGAGAGGCGAUAUAGUGGUGGGAGUGGAUUGAGAGGUCAUAUGCUGCGGCGGAGACCUUGAUCACAUGGCCAAUGUUCCAGGAGGAACUCCGUUACCAGUUUGGUAAAUUGAAGGGAUGGGCUCCUGAGCAGUUGGGCAAGUUGAAGCAAACAAGGACUGUUGCAGAUUACCGGUCAUAGUUUCUCAAGCUGGGCAACCAACGUAGAGUGCCCGAGGACACGCUAGUGGGGCUGUGUAUGGCGGGAUUGAAGCCCGAGAUUGUUGCGGCAGUCCGGGUCUUCGAGUCGGACUCCUUGAAGUCUGCCUUUCAUCUUGCAGGUCAUAAAGAGGAGGAGCUCGCGAGCUGGAGGAGCACCAUGGGCCGCUACCAGCGGCCGAGCGGGGGUGGAAGUGGCAGCGGAACUGGCGAAGGAGGAGGAGGAUCGACGGUCGGGGCGGGCGUCAGUGUCAUAGCUGCCACCACUGCUGGCGUGACUCUGGUGGCUAAAGGCGAGUCGAGACAACCGCCCAAGGGAUUUUUUCGACUUUCUCCUGCAUAGAUCGAGCAAAAGAGGUGGGAGGGAAAGUGUUUCAAUUGUGAUGAGCGGUUCAUGGUGGGACACAAGUGUGCAUGACCAGACUUGAUGAUGUUGGUCGGAAGGUGGGAGGACGAGGCUGAGGCGAGCGGAAAGGGCGAUGAGGUGGUGGACUGACAACCUUGUGGACAAGGUUGUUUCGAAAGAAGCGGGAAUGAUAGAAACUUGCUAUUUUGGUUUUGCACUUUUGGACUGAUUUAUUGGGUUUUAUUGUGUGGGCUUUGAUUGGUUAUUUUGGGAUAAUGCGGGGAUUAAUAAGUUGGGGUAGUUAUAGAAAAUUGUGCUUUCAGUAUUUAUACUAUGUGCUACGUAGAGAAGAGUAAGCAAGAUUAAACCUAAAAGCAUUCUCCUAAUCUCUCUCUCCCACUCUCUCUACUACCUCUACCGACCCCUCUUCCAACCUCCCCUUGCUGCCGAGCAGCCUUUUGCUUCUUCCUUCCAUCCUUCCAAUUCCCUACUACUACUACUUCUUCCAUUUCCACAAACCCUACGGAUCAAAAUUCCAUUGAUCCCUCGUAUUCCAAUCCCUAGAUAGAACUCGAUUCACCGGGUUCUAUCACUGUCUAUCAAAUGUUUUGUAUUUUUUGUGUAAUUUUGCACCAAUGAAUAAUCACCUUUGCUAGACUAGUGCGUGGCUGGAAUGGAGCGUGCAAUGGUAGGUUUUAAAGCUAAAAUCCCUAAUUCAGAUAAAAGAUAUGGUGCAUAUUUUCUUCCAUGAAUAAAUACUAUUUUCUAAUCUAGACAUUUCUAUGCCAAUAAAGUAUUUCAAUUAGCCAAGGUGUUUUAUAGUGAAAGUAUUAUCAAGAUGUUACUUAACCAUUCUGAUUUCAAGAAGGCAAUUUCCUAUUAGAAUGACAUUGUCAACAUAAACUAAGAGAGCAAUAAAGGUGUUUCCUGUAUGUUUAGUAAAUAGUGAGUAGUCACUAUGUGAUUUGUGAUAUCCCAAACAAACUUUCUAAAGUAGUGGUUAGCUUUGCAAAUCAUUAUCGACUAGUUUGUUUUAAUCUAUAUAAGGAUUUGGUUAGGGUGGUUUUGGUUAUUAUAAGAAUUUGGGCAGGGUGGUUUUGGUUAUUAUUAUUAGUUAUUUUCAGAGCUACUAUUUAAGGAGGUGAAACACAUUUUGGGAGGAUUAUGAAUAAAUCAAAUUAUUGAACCCAAUCCCUAAUUUCCUCUUUCAAUUUCCCAAAUUCCCAAUUCUCAAUCUCUAAUUCUUCUUAUAUAUCUAUCACUCACUUGUGGGCAAUGAACGGUUUUUCCUAGAGGGGUUAGUUAAAACCGAAGUUUGAGUGUGAGAGAAGAAAGUUCAGAGUUGCAGCUUCAUACACUAUUCAAGAGGUGGCGGCCUCUUUACAAGAGGUAUGUUCUCUUGUUAAGCUGUAUAAGCAUUGCAGAUCUGAAAUGGGGUAGUGGGUUAGAUUAGACCAAAAUUGAAAUAACGUAUCGAAGAUUGUACCGGAAAAGUUAACGGUAAGAUAUUUUAUGCUAAAACCAUGAUUUAACCAUAGUUCAACCAUUUUAUACUGCGUAUUGGUUUAGCCUCCGUUAGAAGAUUUUUUCUGAUUGAACCGCCUAUAAGGUAUUUCAAUCUUUGGAUUAGACCAACGAAUCUCUCUAUUCACUUCUUCAUCUUUGCUGGGAAUUUACCUGGUGGGCUCCUGAUAAUGUCUAAGAAAAACUUGUGUGGAAUAGACCGACAAGCACACAAAAGAAUAACAACACUGCAGUCUGAUGGCCAAAUAUGCAUUAGCAGGUCCCUUUAUCAAUCAUGCCAAGAGGCUCAAGCAUUCAAAAUCAAACAAUAGGGCAAGUACUUUCCCAACUAAAAUCAUGGAAGGAAUGAUAGCCCUUGUAAUUAUGACUCGAGUAGAGGUCAACCCACAAAGACAAAUCCAGAUUUGAAUCUCAGGCCUUCAGCAUAGGAUUCCCAAGCACUUUUAACAAACAUUCACUGCAUUAUAUUCAAGUUCUGCUAUGAUUACCAUAAAAAAAAAAAUUAGAUAAAAACGGUGCCUACAACAUAUUGCAUUCUUCUGCAAGCUAGCUUCAAAUAUAUAGGUUCUCAUUUCAAUUGCAAAACCUACACAAUCUCACAGGCUCAACAUGAGUAGCAAGAUUCUCAAAUUCCUGCUCUUAGCAUGCCCUCUGCUCUUUGCUAUACAACACGGGCUAUUCACCAUUACGAGGGCUCAAGCUACUGGUUCAGGCAAGCCCCUUCAUCCUUUCUGGCCCUUUUCUAGCCAAAUCUAGCAAAAUGCUUCAUCUGAAAUCACCUCGUCUUCUACAUUACAAUACAUUACAAAACUCAACUACAAAAGCAGCUUCUUACUCAAUCAGAUAUGUAUGUGGAACUUAAACAGAUACUUCAAAGUUUCUCACGUGUACUAAACAUUACUCAUAUGCUGCAUCUUCUAUCACAGAUCGCUUUAGAAUCAAGGCUGCACAAUUCAGCUCCAGUUCACAAAGGGAAGCCGCACCACGUUGGGUAAGCCAUCCAGUCACCUCUCACCCAUGAAUGUUCAGACAAGUUUUACUAACAUAUUUUUAUGGCAUAAACCAGGUUGGAGACAAGAGGGUUUGGAAAGCUCCAUCCGGGCCUAACCCAGUUGGCAAUCACAGUCCGCCCACAAAGCAGUAGAUCAAUGGAUGCACUUCCCUAGCAAGUAUACAUAGUAACUAUUCUUGUAAGGUAGAAGGUAAGAUGAUGCAUUAAUUAGACAGCAAGUGUUGAUCUCUAGGUUUCGUGCCUGUAAAUUAGUGGAAUUUAUUUGGAAACAUCAAUGUCAGAGCAAUUGUGUAAAAUGCAGGCCUGUCUAGAUGAUGCAGCAUAAUUUUCUUUUUUUGAUUGGUAUAAGAUAAAUAGAUUUCAUUAGGGUCGAAGCAUAAUAGGGCUUUCUACGUCCUUCCUCAAGGAAAGUAAUUUUUGAGCUCCAGCUUGUUGGUGGAAACAUACUAGAGAAGCAAGUGGAAUUCCUAAAUGAGCUUGUUUUCCUAGACUUACUAUCAAAUAGAUGAAUCAGUUAGCGGACUAAUCAUGUAGUUUCAGGGACCGGGAGGCAUUAUUGUGCAGAGAAUGUAGAAUUGAGUGAAUAAGCACCAAGUCCUAAUGGAAGGCUAAGAUAAAUAGAGAAAGAAAGUACAAGGCCCUUG